AUCUCGACUCUAUCCCACCUCCUCAGACCCGCGAGUGAUAAUCUCAAAAAUAACCGACAGCCAACAAGUGAACGAAAGCCGAUAAACCUGGCCGACGAUAACACCGCUUGUCUGAUUGUUAUUACCGUAACGGAAGCCCGCAUUUCGAAUGUCAACAAACACACGCAGUCUUGAUUUCCUCCACGCUGCGCGGUCCCUAUACAACGAGGAAAAGUUAGGUUAACUGCGUAUCGUGCUGUAACACGUCCUCUCUCGAAGCAAGGAUCCCGAAAUAACGCGGUGGUAGAAAGUUUUGCGCGGUUUCUGAAAAGGACAAUUGUGUUUAAAAAGAUAAUAGUGCAUCAUUUUAUUCUCUCGAGUGAAAGAAACGUGUGUUAGAGUUAAGUGAACUCGCGGAGAAUGCCCGCUCUGUAUAACAGGGAUAUUCCGUACUGUGAUGACUUUUAUGAGUUCGACUACAUCAAAUAUCCCACCGAAGUGAAAACUGUGACUUUCAAGUUUUUAGUCAUCGGGGACUAUGGCGUUGGAAAAACAGCAAUUGUUAGGAGAUAUGCUGAAGGCAGAUUUUGUUCAAAUUAUAAGGUGACGAUUGGAGCCGACUUUGCUGUCAAAUCUGUAAUGCGAGAUAAGGAUGUCAAAGUCAACUUACAACUCUGGGACAUAGCUGGCCAGGAGAGGUACGGCUUCAUGACAAGGGUUUACUACAAACACGCCAUCGGUGCGGUUGUGGUUUUCGAUGUUUCGAGGAUGGGCACUUUCAAAACCGUUGUCAAAUGGCUAACAGAUCUGCGGGAGAAGGUAGCGUUGUAUGACGGAAGCCCGGUGCCGGUGGUGUUGCUAGCCAACAAAUGUGACAUUGCUGGCGCUGCCAUCCCGACAGAGACCAUCAAGAAAUUCUGCCGCGAUCACGGCAUUGAGAAGUGGUUCCCCACAUCUGCCAAAGAAGAUAUUAAUAUUGACGAGGCCAUGGACUAUCUGAUCGAUCGAGCCCUCGAUGUGAACCACCAAGAAACGAAAUGCUGUGACACGGUCCUGCUCCAAGGCAAAUCCAAGUCUUCCAAGAGAUGUUGCUUUAGAUGAUCUGACUACGAAUCUUACUUUUAUCUAUGAAGGAUUUUUAAAGAUUUUGACGCGUCACCUACUCAAGUGGUGAGGAAUUUAGAGAUGUUUUUACUGGAUCAACGUGCAUUCAAGGUUCACGAGUAAGGAACUGAGUGAACCGUAGUUUUAACUGUACUAUUUUCAUGAUUAUUCACUCCGAUAUUAUUCCUUUUAAUGAUUGUUUUAAUUUUUUCUCAGCAAUUCUGAUAUUUGAAAUACGAGUAGCAGAUUUUAUUUAAAAAUACCAUGUAAGCUGUGAUCUUUAUAAAGAGAAACUAUUUCUUAAUAUAUAUUUACAUUUUUAAUUCUUUGUUAUAAGAUGACAACUUGAUACUUUUUAUUCAUCAUAUGUUUUAUUGUUUUGUUGUAUUUUUAAUGAGAGAAAGGAAAUGCUUUCUCCCGAUUUAAGACAAAAAGCAAUUUGAUACCUAGAAUUAUGUUUUUUUUUCACUUUUUAAGAACAAAUAAAAAUGAAUGAACGUUUCUUAACCAAGAGUAUGUUGAAAUGUUAAAAUUUUAAAUCAGAAUUUUAUAAAAAACUUGUUUUACCACACAUUUUUAUAUUUAAAUAAGUUGUACAGAAAGUCAUAGAGACCGUGUAAAUUGCAUUCGGCAUGUAUCUAUUAUUUAUUAAGUCUUUUAACCGUUAUACAAAGAUUAUUUAUAAGAUAAAACGACACUCCUUCUUUGAAGAAAUAAAACAUAGCGCAUUUUUCUAGAA
Bemisia tabaci is the source of this 1822-nucleotide messenger RNA. Its product is annotated as ras-related protein Rab-32. Gene Ontology annotation, molecular function: GTPase activity; GTP binding. Gene Ontology annotation, cellular component: Golgi apparatus; lysosome; trans-Golgi network. Gene Ontology annotation, biological process: phagosome-lysosome fusion; endosome to lysosome transport. Lineage: Eukaryota; Metazoa; Arthropoda; Insecta; Hemiptera; Aleyrodidae. The record is from RefSeq and is a predicted model, not a curated record.